CUGCGCCCACCCUCAAAGAAACACCAAACAACGAAGGAUCAUGCGCUGUGUGGGACUUCUUGCCUUUGCCGCUACGUCGGUGGUCGCGGCCUUGGACACGACAUCUACCUAUGUCCCCUUGGCCUUGUGGUCAAACACAGGGUCAUUGGAACAUCCUGUGAGCGACAUCGCUGGUAAGAACGUGAAUGCCGACUAUUCGGCGAUCCAAGUGUCGAAGACGCUGUCGUUCCUUCAAGAUAACGACGCUGGUCUCGAAGACGCUUUGGAUGCGCACACCCCGUACGAAGUGUUUUAUCCACGCGCGAAGGCAGUGGUGCUGUUCGUCCGCGACACCCUUCGUUUGGAUGAAAUGGAGCAUUUCGAAGGCACAGCGUUGGAAGCCAUCUAUCGCAACGCAACGUCCGCCGUGUCCUACCCCCACACGACCCGUGCGUCGGCGGCCGACACAUUGACCGCGGCGCUCGCCCCUCAACAUUCGAUCACUCUGGAAAACGUCAAGGAAUUCCUCCAUCAAAAUACCCCCUUUGGCAAGGCCGGCACGACCGCCUUGGUGAUCGUCACUGUGAGCAACUCGCUUCCUUGGAAGGACGUGGCACAGCUGAUCCGCACGUCGGUGACGUUGUUCGACCAUGCUACGUCGAACCGCGUGAUCUACGGCAUCACAGGCGACCACACCACGACCCCGCCGUCCCACUUCGCUGGGUUCCACCGCGCGCUCAUGAGUGCCGCGUCCGUGGUGGCGCCGUUGGUGUGUCCUCCUGGCUCGUUCCUUAGCACGGCGCAAGACCUGCCGUUCUGCUUUACGCAUUACGUGAACAUCACGCCUACGAUCCUGGCAGCGCUCGUGCUUGGGUUCUUCUUCCUGUCUUGCGUGUACGUGGGGCUGUAUGCGUUGGACGGCAUCCAAACCCCGUUGAAGUACCCGUCGAUUGCUCCUCCCAAAGGAAAGGAGUACUAAAUUGGUCGAGUAGUUAGUUGCUUUGUAUUUGGACAUUGCUACAACGACGACGGGUGUCGAAUAUAUCUCAAAUUGCAUCGACUUGUGUUCUGGGGUACUCGACGCGAAUGACCAACGAGCAGCCGUCGCAGGGCACGAUGUCCACCAGGUCCUCGACUUCAUCCUCCGUCAGC
Molecule: messenger RNA, 1131 nt
Organism: Aphanomyces astaci
Lineage: Eukaryota; Oomycota; Saprolegniomycetes; Saprolegniales; Verrucalvaceae
Exons: 4
Coding region: 41-958 (305 amino acids)
Source: RefSeq, a predicted model, not a curated record